Messenger RNA from Ictalurus furcatus (blue catfish), 1292 nucleotides. RefSeq names its product cortexin domain-containing 1 protein-like. NCBI's taxonomy places the organism in Eukaryota, Metazoa, Chordata, Actinopteri, Siluriformes, Ictaluridae. The transcript has a single exon. The coding region runs from base 903 to 1088 and encodes 61 amino acids. The record is from RefSeq and is a predicted model, not a curated record.
GUGUAUUCCAUGAAGACAUGGUGUGUUAAGGUUGGAAGAAGGUGGAAGAACUUGAGUGUCCUGACCUCAACCCCACUGAACACCUUUGGGAUGAACUGGAAUUGGAGCCUCCUCGACAUCCCAACAUCAGUGUCUCACCUCAACCUCACUAAUGCUCUUGUAGUUGAAUGAACACAAAUCCCCACAGCCACGCACCAAAAUCUAGUGGAAAGCCUUCCCAGAAGAAAGAGUGGAGCUUAUUAUAACAGCAAAAUGGGAACAACUCAGUAUCAAUGUCCAUGGUUUUGGAAUGAUUUGUUCAGUACUCAGGUAUCCACAUACUUUUGGCCAUAUAGUGUACUUGCCCUGUUUAAAAAACAACAGCAAACAAACAACAAAAGUCAUGUUGCUGAACGCUUUAGGUAUUUUUAUUUUCCUUUACCAAUGGUGUAACAUUUUGUUUGUGUUGUUUCUUGCAAUGAUGUGUUUUGGUGUUGUAGCACACAAAUUUCCCCUCAAGAAUCAAUAAAGUCCAUCCAUCCAUCCAUCCAUCCAUCCAUCCAUACACAUAUCAUGCAUCAUGCAUACAUCACAUACCCAUUCCUAUGCUAUGUAUAUGUAAUAUGAGCUAUUCUUUCUUUUCAUGCAGGAGAUCCUAACCGCUAUGUCUCUCUUCACCAUAACUAACCCACAAAUCAGUUUAUACUGAAGACUGGACUCUACAAAUUGUUACAUUUUCCAUAUCAACAGAAAUUUGACUUCAUCCCUGAUACACUGGUAUCUUAGUAAAGCAACAAACAGAAGAAACACCAUCACACUUAUUCAUAGCCAAGAGACGUUAACAAGGACUACAAUAUUGAAAACCAGCAUUUGUUCUUCUACAGUUGAUGCUUAACUGAGGUCCUGAGUGUCAUUUCUACAACAUGGACCAUCCUGCACUGACACGAUCCUCGUUAGAGAUCGAUGUGGAUUUGGGAUUUGCGCUCUUCUUCCUGUUUCUUCUCUGCCUCUUCUUGGUCAUUACAGUCGUCCGCUGUGCCCAAACAGUGAUAGACCCUUAUGGAUCCAUCCCCACCUCCACCUAUCAGGAGGAGCAAAUCAGUAACUGACGGUUGAUUUGGCCCAUCCCACGUGGUGAAUACACUGCAGGGGUUGGGCCUGAACUUUUGUGAGGACUAUUUGUGAAAAUGUGGAGUUUUGUUAAUGGAGAUCAUGGUGCAAAAAUAAUAGUGUAAAAAUAAGUUUUAUAUCACAAUAUGACAAAUGAAAAUGGUUAUACAGUAGGUCUACUGUACAAGUCUUACCCCCUAAAU